Messenger RNA from Nicotiana attenuata, 3573 nucleotides. Its product is annotated as probable alpha,alpha-trehalose-phosphate synthase [UDP-forming] 7. The record is from RefSeq and is a predicted model, not a curated record. Lineage: Eukaryota; Viridiplantae; Streptophyta; Magnoliopsida; Solanales; Solanaceae. Gene Ontology annotation, molecular function: catalytic activity. Gene Ontology annotation, biological process: trehalose biosynthetic process. Bases 351 to 2918 code for a protein of 855 amino acids. Gene Ontology annotation, cellular component: cytosol. The transcript has 4 exons.
GUUUAUAGUUUAAUGAAAAGUAAUUGAAAUGGACAUUGAUAGAAAGAAAGAUCAAUGAAGUGUGAAUAGAUAGAGAGAGAGAGACUAAACCCUAGAUUUCUUUCUGACUGACAGCAGAGAGUAUUUUGCUAUUUUGACCAACAAAGAGCUUUGUUAUAGUACAUGAAUAUUUUCGAUCAGUAUUGACAAAGAUCCUCUUGAAUUUUACUUGGGUGUGAUUCAUACUGAGGAAGUUGUUUUGAUGUGUGUGGUUUUGAUUUUUUGGAACAGAAAAGAUAAGGUACUGUUUGUUCUGUGUUGUGGAUUUGAGUAUUUAGUGGAGGUGUUUCUGCAAAUAAAGGGUUGUGAAGAUGUUGUCCAAAUCGUAUACCAACUUGCUAGAUCUAGCAUCUGGGAAUUUCCCAGUGAUGGGCCGCGAGAAAAGGCGGCUGCCACGGGUUAUGACAGUUGCUGGAGUUAUUUCUGAGCUUGAUGAUGAUCAAGCUAACAGUGUUACAUCAGAUGUUCCAUCAUCUAUUAUUGUAGAUCGAAUAAUCAUAGUGGCUAAUCAGCUCCCUGUAAAAGCUAAGCGUAGGCCAGAUAAUAAAGGAUGGAGUUUUAGUUGGGAUGAUGAUUCAUUGUUGUUGCACAUAAAAGACGGUUUGCCAGAUGAUAUGGAAGUUCUCUAUGUUGGUUGUUUAAGGGUUGAGGUUGAUUCAAGCGAACAGGACGAUGUUUCGCAGUUACUGUUGGAUAGGUUUAAAUGUGUUCCGGCUUUUCUCCCACCAGACAUUUUAUCUAAAUAUUAUCAUGGUUUUUGCAAACAGCAUUUAUGGCCACUUUUCCAUUAUAUGCUUCCAUACUCUGCAAGUCAUGGCAGUCGAUUUGAUCGGUCAUGGUGGGAGGCAUAUGUUGCAGCAAACAAGAUAUUUUCUCAGAAGGUGAUUGAGGUGAUAAAUCCAGAUGAUGAUUUUGUCUGGAUCCAUGAUUAUCAUUUAAUGGUUUUACCUACAUUCUUGCGUAGGCGUUUCAAUAGGUUGCGAAUGGGCUUUUUCCUGCAUAGCCCUUUUCCUUCAUCAGAGAUAUAUAGGACACUUCCGGUAAGAGAAGAAAUUCUCAAGGCUCUAUUGAAUGCCGACCUGAUUGGUUUCCAUACAUUCGAUUAUGCGCGGCAUUUCCUGUCCUGUUGUAGUCGCAUGAUGGGAUUAGAGUAUCAGUCAAAGAGGGGUUACAUCGGGCUUGAAUACUACGGACGGACUGUGGGGAUCAAGAUUAUGCCAGUUGGGAUUCACAUGGGGCAGAUUGAGACCGUGCUUCAACUAGCAGAUAGAGAGUGGAGAGUCGGAGAGCUUAAGCAGCAGUUUGAAGGCAAAACUGUUUUACUUGGUGUUGAUGAUAUGGACAUUUUCAAAGGUGUCAAUUUGAAACUUCUUGCAUUGGAAGAAAUGUUAAAACAGCAUCCGAAGUGGCAGGGAAGGGCAGUGCUGGUACAGAUUGCUAAUCCGGCUCGAGGAAAAGGAAAAGAUCUUGAGGAAAUACAAGAAGAAAUACAAACAAGUAUCAAAAGAAUCAAUGACAAGUUUAGACAGCCUGGUUAUGAACCCAUCGUGUUCAUUGAUCGCCCAGUUUCUCUUAGUGAACGGACUGCCUACUACACUGUAGCUGAGUGUGUAGUUGUUACAGCAGUAAGAGAUGGCAUGAACCUUACUCCAUAUGAAUACAUUGUGAGCAGGCAGGGCAUCCCUGGUUCAGACUGCACUGCAGAGUCAAAUGGUCAGAAAAAGAGCAUGUUGGUAGUGUCCGAGUUCAUUGGAUGUUCUCCUUCACUAAGUGGUGCUAUACGUGUUAACCCAUGGAAUGUGGAAGCAACUGCAGAAGCACUAAAUGAAGCAAUUUCAAUGGCUGAUGCUGAGAAGGUGUUGCGCCAUGAAAAGCAUUAUAAAUAUGUAAGCACACACGACGUAGCCUAUUGGUCAAGAAGCUUUUUCCAGGAUCUGGAGAGAACUUGCAAAGACCAUUUUAGGCGACGUUGCUGGGGUAUUGGUCUGAGCUUUGGUUUUAGAGUUGUUGCACUUGAUCCCAAUUUCAGGAAGCUGUCCAUGGAUAAUAUUGUUUCUUCUUACUCAAAAGCCAAAAAUAGAGCAAUAUUGUUGGAUUAUGAUGGUACUCUAAUGCCUCAAACAGCCAUCAAUAAGGUCCCUAGUCCUGAAGUUAUUUCAAUUAUUAAUACACUUUGUGGUGAUGAAAGAAAUACUGUGUUUCUCGUGAGCGGACGAGGAAGGGAUAGUUUAGGCCAGUGGUUUUCUCCGUGUGAGAAACUCGGCAUUGCUGCAGAGCAUGGAUACUUCUUAAGGUGGUCUGCAGAUAAAGAAUGGGAAGUCUGUGGGCAGAACAGUGAUUUCCAGUGGAUGCAGAUUGCUGAACCUGUUAUGAAGCAGUAUACAGAAGCUACAGAUGGCUCUUACAUUGAAAUAAAGGAGAGUGCUCUGGUUUGGCAUCAUCGAGAUGCAGAUCUUGGUUUUGGGUCUUGCCAAGCAAAAGAGAUGUUAGACCAUCUUGAAAGUGUGCUUGCAAAUGAGCCUGUUGCUGUGAAGAGUGGGCAAUUCAUUGUUGAAGUUAAGCCUCAGGGAGUCAGUAAAGGUCUAGUUGCAGAGAAAAUUUUCGCAUCAAUGGCUGAGAGUGGCCGGCAGGCUGAUUUCGUGAUGUGCGUAGGUGAUGAUAGGUCUGAUGAGGACAUGUUUGAGAUUAUUGGAAAUGCAAUGAAUAGCGGUAUACUUUCUUCAAGCACAGAAGUGUAUGCCUGCACAGUGGGACAAAAGCCAAGUAAAGCCAAAUAUUAUCUUGAUGACACAACAGAAGUUAGAACCAUGCUUCAAGCUCUUGCCGAGGAAUCCACUCCUCCGCCCUCAUCAGAAAUUGUAACAGGAACCUCUGUUUGAAGUAUAUCCUUCGCUGCUUUCUUGUCUGAGUGCACUUCACAUUGAAUCGGCCCUUUGAAGUUGUCCAAAAGAAACAUCAUUAGAGCUUGUUCUGACGUGUGACGCGUAUUACUCUCAAAUAAUCAAUGGAGAGGUAUUGUACAGAAUUCUUUAUCAGAUGGCCAGUCCGUAGGAGACGAUCAAUUUAUGGGGUGAGAUUUAACAGAUCCCAAAUGUUUCAAACACAGAAGCACUGCUGGUCAAGUGGAUACAUAAGAGUGAAGUUGACUCUGAAAGGAGAGCAAUGUCAAAUGGUAAUCUUCAUGGCCUUCGCAACAUAUAUAUUUGUGGCAUACAUACCUGAUUCAAGAAGGCCACACACCUCAGUUUCUUGCCUUGCAUGUGGCAAAGAUGGAGUAUUGGUCGUCAAAGACUCGUAACUUGGAUUAUUAGAUCAACUGUAAACAAGGUGUCUUUUCUUUUCUUUUGCUUCAUUUAUUUAAUCCUUCUUUUUCUAUUUAGGAGUGAGAAUAUUGUCUUCUGGAUACACCAAUUUGUUCGAUUCUCAUAAUUGUAAAUGUAUAGAAAAAUUUACCCUUUUUCUUACUAUGCACGUGAUAACAAAAACUUUUGCUUGUUAAUAGUGACAUCAAUUACAGUGAUUCUGGUCUUUCAA